AUGUCUACAACACGAGCUGCCACCACUGCCGGUUUGUUUCGACAACGACCACAAGCGCCAAUGGCACCAAUGGCACCAAUGCAACCAUUGCAAACAGGUGGAAAAGAUCCACGUGAUGCAUGGUAUCGUCCAUGGGGUAGAUAUGGACGUUGGGGUCCCACAUGGGGAUGGCCUGCUUAUCCAUAUCCUGCGUGGGGAUGGGGAGCAUGGGGUUUAUCCCUUCUGGUGGUAAACAAACACUUUGAUGCAACCAACCAAACUCCCUGA
Adineta ricciae is the source of this 267-nucleotide messenger RNA. NCBI's taxonomy places the organism in Eukaryota, Metazoa, Rotifera, Eurotatoria, Adinetida, Adinetidae. The record is from the annotation of a GenBank genome assembly.